Messenger RNA from Monoraphidium neglectum, 2079 nucleotides. Its product is annotated as peptidase S8/S53 subtilisin kexin sedolisin. Bases 1 to 2079 code for a protein of 692 amino acids. The record is from RefSeq and is a predicted model, not a curated record. Lineage: Eukaryota; Viridiplantae; Chlorophyta; Chlorophyceae; Sphaeropleales; Selenastraceae. The transcript has 4 exons. Gene Ontology annotation, molecular function: protein binding; serine-type endopeptidase activity. Gene Ontology annotation, biological process: proteolysis.
AUGGUGGCGCCUGGUCGUGGUGGCGCUGCUAUUCACUGCGCCAGGGACACAAGGCCGCAGAGCGACGCCGCCGCAGCGCCCCCGGACGUCUCCGUCACGUCGGACUACCCCAUGAUGGCGGUUACGCUGGUGACUGUGCGCUCCAAAGUGGGCCUCGCGGCGCUCGAGGCCAACCCCAAUGUGGCCGACGUCUUUGAAGACGACGUCGUCACCCUGCAGGACGCCCAGAGCCAGGCGCUGAUCAACCAGCCCGAGGCAGCCGCCCUCGGCUACUUGGGGGCGGGCUGCAGCAUGGCGAUGGUAGACACAGGCCUCAAUUACCUGUACCCCGAUUUCGGGCCGUGCACCGCCGUCAACACGCCACCCGGCACGUGCCGUGUGGUGUACAUGCAUGACUUCAAUGCCCAGGGGGAUGACGGCGAGACAGACGACAGGACACGGCAUGGCACGUGCACAUCCGCCAUCGCCGCUGCGGUCGCCCCAGGCGCCAAGUUGCUCGGCCUCGACAUCUUUGGCGUCAACCCCAAGACGGGCGACAUCGAGGCGAACACGUCCGACUACAUCGGGGCCAUCAACUGGGCGAUCGCCAACAAGGAUGCCUACAACAUAUGUGUGAUCUCAAUGUCCUUCGGCGGCGCUAAGUCUUUCUCCAAGCCCUGCGGCACGCUGCCGGACGCGAUCGCCAUCCAGGCGGCGCGCGACGCCGGCAUCGUCUCCGUCGUCUCGUCGGGCAACCAGCGCUUUAAGAAGGGGCUUUCCCAGCCGGCCUGCGCCCCCGCGGCCGUGAGCGUCGGCGCGGUGUACACCUCCUCUGGCGGCUCUGGCGGCGGCGGCAACUGCUUCGACAGGGGCCCGCUCGCCGCCGACCAGGUCACUUGCUACAGCAACAGCGCGUCGUAUCUCACGAUGCUCGCGCCCGGGGAUUACGUGACCGCGAUCGGCAUCACGCAGUCCGGGACCAGCUUCGCCGCGCCCCAUGUGUCGGGGGCCGUCGCCGUGCUCAAGGCGGCGGCGGCGUGGGCGACGCCCGAUGACAUCCAGUCGGCGCUUACUAAAGCAGGCAAGCCCGUUUUCGACAAAGCCAACAAGAUCACCAAGCCUCGGCUGGACCUUCUGAGAUCUCUCAACAUCCUCCUGGAUGGCGCCCUGCUGACCAUCAACGGCGGGGCCGUCGGCACCAACCUCCGCGCCGUGUCGCUCAGCCCUGUGCUGCUGCGGAGCGCCCCCGCGGGGGCCACGUGGUGCGCCAGCGACACGAACGCCAGCCCCAACGACUGCUGCGCGACGGCCGCGUUCACAGGCGGCAACCUCACGGCCACCCUGGCCAGCCCCGGCGACGGCAACAAGACCGUAAACUUCUUCCUGCGCGGCGGGGACGGCUGCGGCGCCCCGCUGAUUGCGAAGGCGCAGGCGUCGAUCUUGCUGGAAGCGACGCCGCCCUCCAAUGUCAACAUCACAGUGGUCCAGGGCGCCACCUAUAUCGACGGCGUCGGGUACCUGACGACUAACAAGGUCCAGGUCCAGAUCACCGCCGAGGACGCCGGCGGCGUGACGCAGAUGUGCAUCAGCUACAGCGCGAGCGCCAAGGCGCUGACCAAGUGCAAGUGGGAGCCGUUCUCGCCGGCGCCGGUGGCGCUGAAGCUCAAGACGUUCCAGGGCAGGCACGUGCUGCGCGUCACGGUGCGCGACACGUUCGGCAACGAGGCGUCGGCGGAGCAGCAGCUCGUGCGGGACACGGUCAAGCCGAAGAUGAGGGGCAAGCUGCAGGGCGUGGCCGGCGGAGGCGGCAACAUCUCGUUGUCUUGGACCGCGGCGGAGGAUGCGGUGGGCGUCGCGGCGUACAUCCUAGUGUACCGCCCCGCGAAGCUCGCGCCGCCCUCUCAGUGCUCGACGGCCCCGCCGGUGAACGGCCCCUGGCCGCCGGCCGUCAUCCCUGUGCCGCUGGCGCCUGGGCCUGGGGUCUUGUCCGCGGACGUGGGGGGGCUGAUGACAGGGACUUACUACUCAUUCCGUCUGUGCGCGCGCGACGCCGCGGGCAACGUCGCCUCAGGGCUCACGUGGGGCCAGCAGCUCGCGUGA